AUGUCUAGGAUAGAGAAACUCUCAAUUCUUGGUGUGCGUUCCUUCGGGCCGCAGCACCAAGAGACCAUCGCCUUUAACACACCCCUGACCUUGAUUGUCGGAUACAAUGGCUCAGGCAAGACGACCAUUAUCGAAUGCCUCAAGUAUGCCACCACCGGCGAGCUUCCCCCGAACAGCAAGGGCGGCGCCUUUAUCCACGACCCCACAUUGGCUGGCGAAAAGGAUGUUCGCGCCCAAGUCAAAGUAUCUUUCCGAUCGACCGUCGGCGAGUCAUACGUGGUGACACGCAAUGUCCAACUCAUGGUGAAAAAGAGCACGAGAUCGCAGAAAACACUGGAAGGGAGCCUGCUGUUGCGGAACAAUGGAGAGCGGCACGUUAUUUCCACACGGGUCAUGGAACUUGACAAGCUCGUCCCUGAGAAGCUUGGUGUCUCGCCCGCUGUUCUAGACACUGUCAUCUUCUGCCACCAGGACGAGUCCUUAUGGCCCAUGAGCGAGCCCGCCGCUCUCAAGAAGCGGUUCGACGAAAUAUUCGAGGCUAUGAAGUACACGAAGGUUAUCGACAACUUGAAGAUUCUCCGCAAGAAAAAAGGCGAGGAACUGCGGGAGUUGAAGUUGCAGGAGAGCCAGGACAAGGCGAAUAAGGAGAGGGCGGACAAGGUCAACAAGCUCAUGGGCCAGCUGACGAGGGAGAUCGAAGAAGGCCGGGACAAGUACGACGAGCUCACGGAACAAAUGGCGGAAGAGGGCACCAAAAUCAAAUCAAAACACGAGCAGGCCAACAGCUUCCUGAGAAUUGUAAACGAUCUUCAGACCAAGACCGAGAAGCUGGAGUACAAGAAAGAGGCAGUCCAGGAACUACGCAGCCGCAUUGAAGAAUCAGCCGACACAGACCAAGUCCUGAAGAACGCCCUUGAUGAGUACGAACAGACAAUCGAGAGGACCGUUGCCGACCGCGACAGAAAAGCCACCCAGUUCCACGAACUCCAAGGGGAUCUCAAGUCCUCCCGGGAGCAACACACCGCCAAGGCAUCCGAGCAGGGGAAGCACCAGUCCGAUAAGGACAAAUACGAGCGCCAGCUCGUCACCCAGGACCGCAUGAUCCACGACGCGGCGACUCGCCACGAAAUCCGGGGUUACGACGGGGACCUAGACGACCGUAAGAUCGCCGCUUUCAAUGAACGUAUGCAAAAGACACUCAAUGACAAGAAACGCGAGUUGGAGCGCAUUCAGCGUGAUAACGCUGAAGAGCUCGACAAAAAGUCUGCUGUCAUCACGGAACGCGAGAGCCGGAAGGCAUCGCUGAUUCGGGACCGCGCAUCGGCAAAGCAACGCAUCGUCACAGUCGGCAAGGAAUCGGCUGCUAUCCAGAGCGAGCUGAGCAAAUUGGAUAUUGACGAGGGCGCCGAGGCCAUGCUCCGAACAGAAAUGAAGGAGCUUGAGGCUAGGAUCGAGACAGGGAAGGCCGAGGAACAAGCGGCGGACUUGGACGCCCAGAUCAAGAAGGUCAAUGAUGAUAUUUGGAACCUUGAGGCGCAGACCGCCAAGCUCGCCCGAGAGCUUGUCGAGUGCACAAGGCUCGCAUCUGAGCGGGCCCAGCUCGACCUACGAAAGAAACAGCUAGCCGAGCGGCGGCGAGAACUGGAAAUACUCAAGAAGACUUGGACCGAACAGCUUUCGGCGUUGGUUGGGAACGAUUGGCAGCCGGAAACCAUUGAAACUGAAUUCCAGGACGCAGUCAAACGCCAAAACACGAUUGUUACCGAGUGUAGGAAACAGAAAGAUGCGACACAGCAGGAGUUAAAACAGGUGGAGUACAGGCUCUCAAACGCACGGGAUCGGCAUAACAAGCUAUCCACGGAGAGAGAGAACUGCAAGCGCGCCGUCACGAAAGCCCUCCAGGAUUUGAGGAACCCCGACUCACCGCCCGUUGAGGAUUACACAAAAGAGCUGGAGAGCAUCGAAACCGAGUUGAGCCAAACCGAGACGGAUUUAAAACGGACCAAGCCACCGCGAGGUCGAAAUUUUUUGGACAAAUUCGCCAAGAAGCUUAGCGACGAGGACAAGCAGGAGUUGAUGGAGGACCCAGUUCAUUUCACUGAACAGAUCAAAACUCUCAAGGCCGUUCGUUCCAAGUAUGACAGCUAUCGUCGUCUUGAGGCUGAGCUGCCAUUGAUAACCAAGGACAUUGACUCGGCCUCGUCUCAGCGGGAGGAGUUGGUUCGCCGCCUGGAAGACCAAGAUCUCGCCUUCAGAGAGGCAGAGGAUAAGCGUCAAGAGGUUGAUGGACUGAGCAAGCACGUUCUCAAGAUCUCCCAAACGCACAAGGAUAUCAUCGAAGCUGAGAGGCAGGUGGAGAGGUCGCAGCAGUCGUCGAGCAUUGCGAUGCGGAGUCCCGACGAGAUCAACGAGGAACAAACCGCUUGCGCGGAGCAGACCCGAACGGCUCAGGCUAAGCUCAGUAAGCUCACCACCGAGAGGCAGCGCCUGAAAGAUCUAGCCGCCCAGCUUGAGGUCGAGAAGCUCGAGUUGAGGCAUAAGAUCAGCAGUGCCGUUCAGCAACUGGAGCGGAAGAAGAGCCUCCAAGACUCCAUUCGCAGAUACAAGGAAGAGCAGGGGCACCUGCGGGAAACCAUCCACGAGGCCGAUAAGGAAGUAGAGCGUCUUGAGCCAGAGAUUGCAAGUGCUCGUGCAGCGCUAGAGGAAGCUCGACAACAGGGGCGAGCUAAGGAACAAAAAGUCGCAGAAGAAAGAGACAGCAUCGCCACCACGUUCAGCGAGCUCAGGAUGGUCAGCACUGACAUCCAAGAGUACCUGGAUCGUGGUGGCCCUUCAAACCUGGCCUCAAAUCAACGGGCCAUUGCUACCCUAGAAGCCACGAUUACCAAUCUCGAGAGCGAGAUGAAAGACUUGACAGUCCAAAUCAACAAAUUGAAUAAGGAGAUCGACAAUAGCGACGCCAAGAAGAGGAAUAUCGCCGACAACCUGACCUACCGCAAGAACCUGCGUGAGUGCGAGGCUCUCGAGGAAGAAAUUAUCGAGCUCGAGUCUCGCAACGCCCAGGAAGACUACGAUCGCCUCACCCAGGAAGCCCGAUACCUCGAGACCCGCCGCAGCAAGCUCACCGCCGACCGAGAGCGCCUCGUGGGGACCUUGACGACCAAAGACGAAGAGUUCAAGCGGCUAGACGAAGAAUACCAGAUCGAGCUCAAGGACGCCAAGGCCAAGUACAAGGAAUCCCACAUUAAAGUCGAGACCACCAAAGCCGCCAUCGACGACCUUGGUCACGGUACCGCUGCCCUCGACCACGCCAUCAUGCGGUACCACUCCCUGAAAAUGGAAGAGAUCAACCGCACCAUCGGCGAGCUGUGGCAGAGCACAUACCAGGGCACCGACAUCGACACGAUCCAGAUCCGGUCCGACGUCGAAGCCGGGGCCGCGUCGGGCGGCGGCAAGCGCAACUACAACUACCGCGUGUCCAUGGUCAAGGGCGACACCGAGAUGGACAUGCGCGGGCGGUGCAGCGCGGGACAGAAAGUCCUUGCCUGCAUCAUCAUCCGUCUGGCCCUGGCCGAGUCCUUCGGCGUCAACUGCGGCCUCAUCGCCCUCGACGAGCCCACCACCAACCUCGACAGCGACAAUAUCCGCAGUCUGGCUGAAAGCCUGCACGGUAUCAUCAAGGCCCGCCGCUCGCAGAGCAACCUGCAACUGAUCGUCAUCACGCACGACGAGGAGUUUUUGAAACACAUGCAGUGCAGUGAUUUCUGCGACGACUUUUUCCGGGUUAGGAGAGACGAGAAGCAGAAUAGUGUAAUUGUGCGAGAAAGUAUCACGAGGAUCAUGGAGUAG
This is a messenger RNA of Chaetomium globosum CBS 148.51, 3849 nucleotides long. RefSeq lists its product as uncharacterized. Gene Ontology annotation, molecular function: G-quadruplex DNA binding; double-stranded telomeric DNA binding; ATP hydrolysis activity. NCBI's taxonomy places the organism in Eukaryota, Fungi, Ascomycota, Sordariomycetes, Sordariales, Chaetomiaceae. Gene Ontology annotation, biological process: telomere maintenance via telomerase; double-strand break repair; chromosome organization involved in meiotic cell cycle. The transcript has 3 exons. Gene Ontology annotation, cellular component: condensed nuclear chromosome; Mre11 complex. Bases 1 to 3849 code for a protein of 1282 amino acids. The record is from RefSeq and is a predicted model, not a curated record.